Sclerotinia borealis F-4128 is the source of this 1392-nucleotide messenger RNA. Lineage: Eukaryota; Fungi; Ascomycota; Leotiomycetes; Helotiales; Sclerotiniaceae. The record is from the annotation of a GenBank genome assembly.
AUGAAAUUCUUGAUAGUCCAAGAACCAACAAACGUGAACGUAUUUAGCAAAGCCCAUUUAGUUAAUCCCCAAGCUCGUGCGCUUCUCAGGCGUGUUAAUAUGGCACCCGGAUACUAUCCUGCCAUGCAAAAAGACAUGAAGAUGAACAAUAAUGCUGUUUCUGUUCAUCAUCAACGUACUUCCCAACUCGAACGAAAUAUCAUCGAUUCAUCGUCUUCAACAAUGGGCAAGAAGUCGUAUGGCCAGCUCAAGCUAGUUGAACAACUCGAGCUACAUACUGGAGCCAGUCAUCCGCACCGAAAUACUGAAAUGCAACUCCUCCACAAUGCCGAACAUCAAGACAUCGCUAGCUUUCCUCGACAAGCACAAGCCCAAGCCCAAUAUAAUGAUGUCUCGGGUCGAAGUAUGGAGUACGCAUCAGCUCACCAGAAGCAAGGACUUGAUCAUCAUGUUAUGGAGUAUGGACAUGGCACUCUUGGCACCAGUGAUGAAAAAAUUGGACAAUAUAGUGCGCAAUCGGAUAAUGAAAUGCACCUCACGAACGGUCCAGUAGAUAUCGACGGUCACUAUCCCACCCAUAUCGACACCACCAAGACAUGGCCACAUCCAACGCACAGCAACAAUGCACCGAAAGAUGGCGAGGACUCGAAUAACAGAGAUGUUGCAUUAGUCCAGUCUCGAAUCAACCCAACCAAUCAACUCUUGAGAGAAAGAAGGCUCAUCGGAUCAAUCCCCGCAGAGGCUCUGUUUGUCUCAAAGUACAUGGGAGAUCAUAAUCAACGACACCCCUUCUUUAGAAGCGGUGGAGAAUUGGGGGUACCCGAUCAUCUGAACUGUUCAGUCUGGAUUCGAGGCAUCAGCAAGGAGAUUCCCAAGGAACAUUUGUAUUGGGAGUUAUUUAAGGUUGUCUCCGUCGGACCCGUUAUUGGCGCAUACAUUAACGAAGCAGGCGACUCCCUUCUACACCAUGCUGCAAAAGUCAUUUUCAGGCACCCGGAACAUGCUGGUCGAUUAUGUCAAUAUGCUUCCAAGCAUGGUAUACAAAUAAAUGGCGAGAAUCUUCGAGUUGAGCCUAAUAGGUUUGGAUACACCGAAUACCCACGUCGGUUGCAUUACCAAAGUCGCGUUGUUAUCGUCGAGGUUCUGAACGACUCAAACUUGGGAAUCGCGUAUUGGUUGAACUUCGUCAAGAGUUUGUGUGUUUUUGGUAUCGAGAGCACAAGACAUCUUUCCCAUAGUACUGCUAAUCGGAUGGUCAUGGAGUUUAGAUUUGCGCGGAUCUUUGGUCAAGCACAAGUCUUGCUCCAGGGUAUUAAGAGCUCCCAAGAAUUUAAAGGAAAGGUGUCUGUUCGAUAUGUACCAGAUGUCGCUUGCGAUUUGCCUCACAACUAA